Molecule: messenger RNA, 4038 nt
Organism: Gavia stellata (red-throated loon)
Lineage: Eukaryota; Metazoa; Chordata; Aves; Gaviiformes; Gaviidae
Gene: BEND3
Product: BEN domain containing 3
Exons: 4
Coding region: 33-2543 (836 amino acids)
Biological process (GO): rDNA heterochromatin formation
Cellular component (GO): heterochromatin
Molecular function (GO): DNA binding
Source: RefSeq, a predicted model, not a curated record
GUGCCCCCGCGCGGAGCCGAGUGAAAUAGAAGAUGAAUUCAGCUGAAAUCACUGAUGAUGAUGAAGUAAAAAUUCCUAAAAAAAAUAUUGUGAAAGUAGAAACAGAAAAUGAAGAUGAAGCUCUAGACUGCUCGGUAACAUCCAAAUCUGCUGAGAAACACUCACUGGAUGGCGCAGUUACUUGCCUACAGGAUUCCAACAAACGGAAACAGACCUCACUUGGUUGUGAUGGUACAGGGAGCCAGCAAGAUGUCUUACCCAGUGUGAAGAAAAGACGCUUUACACAAGAGGGCCCCCUUUCAAACAUGAAGAACAGAGAUACUGGCUCACCCACUCAGGUAAAUGCAGAGCAGCCAAACAAGAACAAGAAUCCUAAUGUAACGUGGCUCUGUGAAGAAGAAUCCUUCAGUGACAUAACCACUCCAUCUUAUAAAAAACCUCUCUACGGCAUCUCACACAAAAUCACAGAGAAGAAGAACCCACCAGGAGCAGAGCAGUUUGCUUCUUAUGAGUUGUUUGAAAAAAUCAAUCCCAGCAGUCCCUCGCAUCUUCGGACUUUGAACGACCAACGCAAAAGGGACUCGGCUGCAGCCAUUGCUGUAACAGCGGCCACCGCAGAUUCUGACCCAAAUAUAUAUUCUUUGAUACAGAAAAUGUUUUACACACUUAACACCCUCAAUACCAAUAUGACUCAGCUUCACAGUAAAGUUGACCUGUUGUCUCUGGAGGUAAGCAGAAUCAAAAAGCAAGUCAGUCCAGCAGAGUCCGUUGCAGACUUCAAGCCUCCCCCGGAGUACCAGCUGACUUCUGCAGAGCUCAAACAAAUCAUGGAUCAAAGCACGUCAGGCGGAGACCUAGCUUGCCGGUUGCUAGUGCAGCUCUUCCCAGAGCUCUUCAGCGACGAUGAGUUCAGCAGAAGCUGCAGUGCAUGCGGCUUUCUCAACAAAAGAAAACUUGAAUCUCUUCAUCUGCAGCUUAUCCGCAACUAUGUGGAAGUUUGUUAUCCUUCUGUGAAGAAUACAGCUGUGUGGCAGGUGGAGUGUUUGCCUCAAGUCAAUGAUUUUUUCAAUAGAUUUUGGGCUCAAAGGGAAAUGGAAAACAGUCAGCAGAAUGUGCAAUCGUCCAGUUUUUAUGAGACUGAGCAGGUUGAAUCCUCUCAUUUUAUGGAGGAUAAAGAGCAGGAGGAGGCUUUGUCCUUGGACAGGAGUAAUGCCAUUGCCUCAGAUUACAUGCUGGAUUCUCAGGAUCUCAAUGAAUUUUUAGAUGAAGCUUCUUCUCCAGGGGAAUUUUCUGUUUUUUUGUUACACAGGUUGUUUCCGGAACUCUUCGACCACAGAAAAUUAGCUGAAAGGUACAGCUGCUUUGGAGACUCUGGAAAACAACUGCUGGAUCCUCAUCGGCUUCAAAUAAUCCGUAGGUACACGGAAAUUUAUUUUCCAGAUGUGCAAGAAGAAGAAGCCUGGUUGCAGCAAUGUGUUCAGCGAAUAAACGAUGAGCUUGAAAAUACAUAUAUGGAUGGAAGUGAAUGUGAUCAGAUGAGAGAUGACUGUUACGAUUCUUCUAGUUUACCAGACGAUGUAUCAAUCAUAAAAGUGGAAGACAGUUUUGAAUAUGAAAAACCUGGCAGACGCUCAAAAAAAAUUUGGCUUGUACCCAUAGACUUUGACAAACUUGACUUCCCCCCUCCCGAUUUUGAUGUCCCUGUCCCAGAUUACCUGUUGAACAAAGAACAGAUUAAAAGCAUAUAUGAAAGCAGUCUUUCCAUAGGCAACUUUGCCUCGCGAUUGCUUGUUCUCUUAUUUCCUGAACUGUUUACUCAUGAAAACUUACGGAAGCAAUACAACUGUAGUGGAUCUUUAGGCAAGAAACAGCUCGACCCCACUAGAAUUAAAUUAAUUCGACAUUAUGUGCAGAUACUGUACCCCAGAGCAAAGAAUGACAGAGUGUGGACAUUGGAGUUUGUUGGGAAGCUUGACGAGAGGUGUCGACGAAGAGACACGGAGCAAAGGCGCACGUACCAACAGCAACGGAAGAUCCAUGUGCCAGGGCCCGACAGGAGGGAAUUUCUCAGCUAUGCAAUAAACCCCGAGAGGUUUCGAGAAGAAUUCGAAGGGCCGCCGCUGCCACCAGAAAGAAGCAGCAAGGAUUUUUGCAAGAUACCACUCGAUGAACUCGUGGUUCCUAAUCCAGACUUCCCUGUGCCUUCUCUGUAUUUGCUGUCUGAUAAGGAGGUAAGAGAGAUAGUGCAGCAGAGCCUGUCGGUUGGCAACUUUGCUGCCAGGCUUCUCGUAAGACUCUUUCCCGAACUCUUUACUCCGGAGAAUCUCAGACUGCAAUACAACCAUUCAGGUGCUUGUAACAAAAAACAGCUCGAUCCUCUCAGACUGAGACUGAUCCGUCAUUACGUGGAGGCAGUUUACCCUGUGGAGAAAAUGGAAGAAGUGUGGCAUUAUGAAUGUAUACCGAGCAUUGAUGAAAGAUGCCGGCGUCCUAACAGAAAAAAGUGUGAUAUACUGAAAAAAGCAAAGAAAGCAAAAAAGUGACAGGCUCUUUAAAUUCCUAAGACUUUGACCACUAAAUUAUUGUCAGGAUUAUGCUCUGGUUUAGACUGAGGGGCCUGUCGGGAGCUGAGGGUGCUCAGCAUCUAGGACAGUCAGGCACUAAGUUUGUUGCGUUUUAAUGUGUGUGUUGCAUCUAUGUGGGCACCGCAGCAGUGGGAAGUGGCUUACUACAUUUGUACAUGGGUAAAGACCUUAAGUCAUCGGUGAUAGAGCUAUCAGUGACUCGCUAAGAGCAUGAUUUUCACUGGUGCAAAUACAUGUAUUGAAACUGUAUUACUCCACUCCCCAUUUCUGCAUCUUCCUUUUUUAUCACUUUCUAAUAAUAAAGAAUUUUUUUUUUAAAUCGUUGUGCUCUUCAGGGGCAGUUUUUCAUUAUACCCUUAUAAACAGUCUUGUUAGUUAAUUCGGAGUUUAAAAUUUAAACUUAAUUUAAAUUUGAAAGUGCCAUGUUCAUUGGAAAUCAUUGGAGUAUUAGACUUUGCUUCUACAGUAAUUGCAGCUUCACAUUUGUUUUGUUCUUGAUGAUACUGAGAUACUGAAAAUAAUAAUACUGUGUCAAAGAAUGGGUCAGAAUGGUGUAAUUUGCAUUUUUGACUGUUACCCAGGUUUUAUUUCUAAAACCAAGAAUUAACUGUUGAAGAAUUGAGACGUGAGCAUAGACACAAUGUGAAUGUUUGGGGAUUUUUAUAUUGACACCACAAGCUUGAUCCUGCCUCUGUGAGUUCUUUUUUUGUUUUGUCCAGUGUCACUGCUGGCGUGAUUGAGGAUGACCCAAGCCCAUACCCGUGGAAUGUCUUGCCAUCGCCUGCUUGCCACUCCAUUUGUAAAAUAACAAAGACAGCAACAACAACAACAAAAAGACACGAAACAAGAAUUUAGAAAAAUGUUAGACCUUACUCUCUUUCAAAAUCAUGAUUCCAAAGGUUUCCAGUAUUCAUAUUGAAUUGCAUAUACAAAAAGUACAUGCAAAGAUUGGUUUUGUGAUGGAAUUCAAUGCUUCAGGGUCCCCAUGUAUGAGCUGUGGUAAUGUAACUUAUUCUUUGUGUGAAUACAGCACCAUCUGGAUAUUUCGGGUGUAGGGAUAUUGAAUUCUCUCACUUUGCCAAACUGAUUUAGUGUAAUUAGUAGCUAUUUGGAGGCAUAACUGUGUAUGUAUAACUUAGGUUCACACGGUCAAGUUUGCAUCAUUAAUAUGUUCAAGUCUAACAAAGACCACCCAGAACCCAAUAUGAAUUUGCUGUAUGACUUGUCACUGGAGAGUGCUGCUUUAAAACUAGUUUUUCUCUUUUUUCUUUUUUUAUAUUUUAUUUUAAUACUGAUAGAAAUGGUGAGAGAGAGUCAGACAUGGAUUUUUAAGACAGUAAAGACAGUGAUUGUUUAAUGACCGUCGCUGGAACACCUUGGAGCAAUUGUUGAUGUUCUCUGUGGUCCUUUUUUGUUGUUAGAUGGGUCAUAGUAUCAAAUUUUAAGUCAGUUC